Molecule: messenger RNA, 1045 nt
Organism: Sceloporus undulatus (fence lizard)
Lineage: Eukaryota; Metazoa; Chordata; Lepidosauria; Squamata; Phrynosomatidae
Gene: GNB3
Product: G protein subunit beta 3
Biological process (GO): G protein-coupled receptor signaling pathway
Cellular component (GO): heterotrimeric G-protein complex; cytoplasm
Molecular function (GO): protein binding; signaling receptor complex adaptor activity
Source: RefSeq, a predicted model, not a curated record
AUGGGUGAAAUAGAACAGAUGAAGCAAGAGGCAGAGCAGCUGAAGAAGCAGAUUGAGGAUGCUCGAAAAGCUUGUGCAGACACCACACUUGCUCAGCUCGUCUCUGGGAUAGAAGUGGUUGGCAUACAGAUGCGUACACGGCGAACCGUGGGCACCUGGGCCAAGAUCUAUGCUUGUCAUUGGUCCACAGACUCCAAGUAAGCUUAUGUCAGUGCCUCACAAGAUGGAAAGCUCAUUGUGUGGGACACAUAUACAACCAACAAGUAAGGGCAACUUACACUGGUCCAUGCCAUUCCUCUCCUCUCCUGGGUCAUGACCUGUGCCUACGCCCCAUGGAAUUUUGUGGCCUGUGGAGGUCACAACAUGUGCUCUAUCUACAAUCUCAGAGUCCGCGAAGAAGUGAAAGUAAGCCGGGAACUCUCGGCCAUACAGCACCUUCCCUGCUGUCGGUUCCUGGAUGACAACAACAUUGUGACCAGUUCUGGGGACACAACAUGUGCCCUCUGGGACAUUGAAACAGGACAGCAGAAGACAGUCUUCAUGGGCCAUACUGGCGACUGCAUGAGCCUGGCUGUCUCCCCAGACUUCAAGCUUUUCAUCUCUGGAGCCUGCGAUGCCACCGCCAAGCUGUGGGAUGUCCGGGAGGGAACUUGCCGCCAGACAUUCUCUGGGCAUGAGUCUGACAUCAAUGCCAUCUCCUUCUUUCCCAGUGGUGAAGCCAUUUGCACUGGCUCCGAUGAUGCCACCUGCCGCCUGUACGACCUUCGAGCAGACCAGGAGCUCAUUGUCUAUGCGCACGAAAGCAUCAUCUGUGGAAUUACCUCAGUCGCAUUCUCCCGCAGCGGCCGCCUCCUCCUGGCUGGAUAUGAUGACUUUAACUGUAACAUCUGGGACUCUUUAAAGUCAGAGCGUGUGGGAAUCCUGUCUGGGCAUGACAACAGGGUGAGUUGUUUGGGAGUAACUGCUGAUGGUAUGGCCGUAUCGACUGGCUCCUGGGACAGCUUCUUGAAAAUCUGGAACUGAAGAUGAAAUGAGAGAAAAUAAC